CACUUGCAGACAGAGACACAGCAGCCUCGGCUGUUGCAGACACGGGGAAGGACACGGAGACACGGACAACGCAGAGACAGAGACACGGAGAGCGGGGACAGAGACACGGAGAGCGGGGACAGAGACACGGCCGAGCGUAGCGUCAGUCGCGUGUUGUCUGUCUCCGCAGCCGGCAGGGCGCGUCCACGAUGUCCUCAUAUAUGGAAUGUCCGGUCAUCAAACAAGAAGACAAAGAGAGUGCAUGCUCUGGGAUGUGUCCUGACUUGACUGUUAAAUACGAAGAUGCUGCUGCUCUAGAUCUGAAUAUCGUUAAGGUUGAAGAAGGCAGCGAUUAUUCAGAGGGGACAGCGGAUUUCCACGAUGGACGUCCGGCCACUCCAGAACUGAACUUGACCACCAAGGUGGAGGUGUGGGCGGACGACGUAAAAAAAUUCAUCCAGGUGGAGUUGUUGGAGGAGGACACUGGUCAAGUUCUAGAGUCAACGACGGUUCAAGUUGAAGAAACCAGUGAGAGGCCAGAGGAGAUGGGGAAUUCCUGCGGACGUGCUGACACGUCGGACCGGAAUUUCAUUGAGGUGGAGCUGUCGGAGGAGGACAUUGCUGAAGCAAAGGAAAUGGAACUCCUGUGUGAGGAGUGCGGGAAGGGAGGAGGAUGCGUCAACGCGAUGAAAGACAAAGCGGAAUGUGCCAGCAAGACCUCGCGAGCCUGCGGGCAGUGCGGGAAGUCGCUCGAAGGCACCACACUGCUCGUGGCGGUCGCCGCCGAUGGGAGAAAGCACACGUGCGAAGAGUGUGGGAAGGCAUUUGCAACGCGGUACACCUUAAAAAAACAUUCCAGGAUACACAGCGGAGAGUGGCCACACGUGUGUAUCGAGUGUGGGAAGGGGUUCGCAACUCGCUUUGACUUGGAGAAGCACGCUAAAGUACACACCGGUGAGAAGCCACACUUGUGCAAAGAGUGCGGGAAGGGCUUUGCACAUCGCUACAAUUUGGAAACGCACUCCAUAUCGCACACCGGCGAGUGGCCGCACGUGUGCAAGGAGUGCGGGAAGGGCUUUAGGCAGCGUUCCGACUUGGAGACGCACACAAGGACGCACACCGGUGAGAAGCCGUACGUGUGCAAGGAGUGCGGCAAGGGCUUUGCGAGACGCGCCCACUUAGAGGCGCACUUCAUCUCGCACACGGGCAAGUGGCGGCAUGUGUGCAAGGAGUGCGGUAAGGGCUUCGCACAGCGGUCCGAUUUGGACAGGCACAUGAGAACGCACACGGGCGAGUGGCCCUUUGUGUGCAAGGAGUGCGGCAAGGGAUUUGCGCAAUGUUCAGACUUGGAGAGGCACACGAGGACGCACACGGGCGAGAAACCACACGUUUGCAAGGAGUGCGGCAAGGAGUUUUCACGGAUCUACACUUUAAAGAGACAUUCGGUAACGCACGCCCAAGAAUGAAAUUUGAAAUCAAUUUUUGUUGAUGUUUAAAGCAAUGGUGAUUGUUUUUUUUUUAUCCAAUGCUCCUGCCCCAUUGUAUACUCUUAAAGAACGUAUGUUUAAUUAUUAUGCGUCUUUACCCUGGAGAGCCUCACUGAGUCUCAAUAUUUUGAGGGAUGGUCGUGCCGUUUUUUUCAUAACAGGGAGUGAUUUUUCUCAUCCUGAUUGAGUCAAUUUGCAAGUCAUUUGUAUUGAAUCUGAAUAUUUAUCCAAUAGCUGUUACGCUUAUAUAGUUUCCUAGCUAUGGGGAGGAAAUAUUGUAACCCAAAGGAAUCCUAUGCGUAACAGUAAAACAAAAUACAAACUCCACCUAAAGAAAGGUGGGCAAGCCAGGGACUCGAAGCUCGGGACAUGAGGCACAAUCACGACCGCUGCACCAAACCUGUGUAAUGACAGUCGAGCCGACAUGUGGUGUGAGUGGACUAGUGGCCAUGGGAGGUAAUGACAAGAGUUUCAGCUGUGAGUGCGAAGCGACUGGUGGCUACGGGAAUGAUCGAUAAGGGAGUGCGGUCAGGUGACGGAAGAGGACGGUAAAAUUUGCUGGUGGAGCGAUUGUCCAGUCAGCGAGACGGUUCGGGAAGGGGGGCUUGGCCUUGGUCUGUAAAUAUGGAGAUUGCGCGGGAGACUUGGCUGUUGCAGUAGG
Molecule: messenger RNA, 2127 nt
Organism: Lethenteron reissneri (Far Eastern brook lamprey)
Lineage: Eukaryota; Metazoa; Chordata; Hyperoartia; Petromyzontiformes; Petromyzontidae
Product: zinc finger protein 239-like
Biological process (GO): regulation of transcription by RNA polymerase II
Cellular component (GO): PcG protein complex; chromatin; transcription regulator complex
Molecular function (GO): RNA polymerase II cis-regulatory region sequence-specific DNA binding; DNA-binding transcription factor activity, RNA polymerase II-specific
Source: RefSeq, a predicted model, not a curated record